AGCCGCCCAGACCGGCGAGACCAGCCUGCGGGAGCAGCCCCAUGGCGGAGCAGCUGGCCCUGGUGAUUGGGGGCACCAUCGGGGGGCUGCUGCUGCUGCUGUUGAUCGGGGCAAGCUGCUGUCUGUGGAGAAGGUUCUGUGCCACCCUCACCUAUGAGGAGCUGCCUGGGACACCAGCCAUGGCCACCACAGCUGCCUCCAGUGGGCAGCGGGACAGGCCCUGCCAGCCGCAUGCUAGGACCCAACUGAGCAGGCCACCAGCUGUGCCAUUCGUGGUGCCCCCAACCCUUCAAGGCCGAGAUUGGGUGCCCCUGCACAGUGGAGAGUGGGCCGAUGCCCCAUGGGACCCCUGCCCGGCAUCAGAGCUGCUGCCUCACACCUCCAGCGGCGGCCUUGCCCUCCCACCCUCUGUCAUAGGAGAUGCAUGUAUGGUGGGGGCCAUCAACCCAGAGCUGUACAAGUUCCCGGAGGACAAAAGUGAGACCGACUUCCCCGACGGCUGCCUGGGGCGGCUGUGGUUCUCGGUGGAAUAUGAGCAGGAGGCUGAGCGGCUGCUGGUGGGCUUGAUCAAGGCACAGCACCUGCAAGCCCCCUCGGAGACCUGCAGCCCCCUGGUGAAGCUCUACCUGCUGCCCGAUGAGCGGCGCUUCCUCCAAUCCAAGACCAAACGCAAAACCUCCAACCCGCAGUUUGACGAGCACUUCAUCUUUCAGGUGUCCAGCAAGACCAUCACCCAGAGGGUGCUGAAGUUCUCCGUCUACCACGUGGACAGGCAGAGGAAGCACCAGCUCCUGGGCCAGGUGCUCUUCCCCUUGAAGAAUGAGACCCUAGUGGGGGACUGCCGGCGUGUCAUCUGGAGAGACCUGGAGGCCGAGAGCCUGGAGCCCCCCUCGGAGUUUGGCGACCUCCAGUUCUGCCUCAGCUACAACGACUACCUGAGCCGCCUGACGGUGGUUGUGCUGCGUGCCAAGGGCCUCCGGCUCCAGGAGGACAGAGGCAUUGUCAGUGUGUUUGUCAAAGUGUCUCUGAUGAACCACAACAAGUUUGUCAAGUGCAAGAAGACUUCAGCUGUGCUGGGCUCCAUCAACCCUGUGUACAAUGAGACCUUCAGCUUCAAGGCCGAUGCCACCGAGCUGGAUACCGCUAGCCUCAGCCUGACUGUGGUGCAGAACAUGGAAGGGGACAAGCAGGCUACUACAGUGGAACUGUUUCUGUUUCAUCUGACAUCCGGAUAGAUGCCAGCCACCCCCACAUUCCAAGGUGAGAUUUCUGACUAGCAGUGACUUUUCUAGGGCCGCUUGGAAAAGUUGAUAAGUAUCCUUUUCUGCAGGACAGAGUAGACUGGUAUCUCUGACUCAUCCCUGAAAAAUCUAAAUGGCAAGAGACUAGCUGGCUCUCUGCUCUGAUGGGGAGGAGGUUGUUGUUUGGGCUGUUCUCUACAGACAUAGUCAGGGCAAAAAGCAUACGCAUGCUUCCCAUGGACCAGAGAAACCUGGCCUGGGUUGUCUCAAAUCCUGUCCACAAGGCAACUCCAGAAGAAAGAAGCCCUUUACAUUUCCAUAAAACACUUUAGAAUCAGCUAGUCAAUUUCCACAAAAUAAAGUGCUAGAAUUUGAUUGGAUUUAAUUGAUUAUGUAGAACAAUUUGGGGGCCAUUUGACAUCAUUAAAAUAUUCAAUCUUCCUAUUCAUUAACAUGGUAUAUCUCUUCACUUUAAGUCUUUUGUAUGUUUCUCAGAACUAUUUUUGUGGUUUUCAGUAAAGUGUUCUUGCACAUCCUUCAAUAGAUUUAUUCUUAGACGUUUUAUAUUUGUUUAUGGCUAGUAUAUACAGAUUCUGUUGCUACAAAACUAUGUUGACCUUGUUAUCCAGUGAGAGGCUUUGUGACAUUCAUUUAAAUUGUAAUAAUUUGCAGAUUAUUUUUGUAUAAUCAUGUCCUCUGUGAAUGACAGUUUUAUUUCUUCCUUUCUUAAUCUUUAUGCCUUAUUUAGCUCUUGCCAAACUGCAGUGGCUGAGCAAUUGGACAAGAUAAAGAAAUAAAAGUGAUCCAGAUCAUAAAGAAAGAAGUAAAACUAUAUCUGCACAUGACAUAAUCUUGUCUAUGGAAAAUCCUAAGGAAUCCACACACAAAAAAACUACUAGAGCUAAUAAGUUUGGCAAGGUUGCAAGAUAUAAAAUUGGUAUACAAAUUGCAGUGGCUAGGACCUCCAGCAGAAUGCUGACUAUAAGUAGUGAUAGUGGGUAUUCUUGUCUCAUCCUCAAUCUCAGGGGUGGUGGGUGUGGCAUGUGGAGAGUUGUCAAUAUUCACCAUGAAGUUUGAUGGUUGUUAUAGGAUUUUUAAUGUACUCAUUAACAUAUAUUCUCAAGCUGUUAAAAAGAUUUUUUUAAUUACAAAUAAGGUUAAAUUUCUCUCAAAUACUUACUCUGCACCUUUUGAAAUAAUUUUAUUUUUCUCCUUUAUUCUUUGGAUGUGAUGACUUAUACUAAUUGACUGUUGAAUGUCAAACCAAACUUAACAUUCUUGUAAUAGAAACCAGCAGGGUGUGUACACUUUUGUGUGUGUGCGCAGGUUUAUACACAUAAACACAACAAUACUUGGACUUAUUUAUUUAAAAUUUAGAUUUAUUAGAGGGAGCAUGGCCAUAAAAUAAAAUAAAAUAAAAUUUAGAUUUAAGUCGAGCUCAGUGGCUCACAUCUAUUAUCCCCGCACUUUGGAAGGCCAAGGCAGGUAGAUUGUCUAAGCUCAGGAAUUUGAGACCAACGUGGUGAAACUCGGUCUCUACAAAAACCACAAAAAUUAGCCAGGUAUGGUGUCACAUGCCUGUUGUCCCAGCUACUUGGAGGGCUGGGGCAGGAGUAUUGCGUGAGCCCGGGAGGUUAAGGCUGAAGUGAGUCAUGUUCACGCCACUGCACUACAGCUUGGAUAACAAAGCGAGACUCUGUCUCCAAAAAUAAAAUAAGUAAAUAAAUAAAUAAAUAAAAUUUAGAUCAAUUUGCUGUUAUAUUUUUAUAUAAACUAUGUUUAUGACAUAAGUAUAAACAAAAAAAUAAAAUAAGUAAAUAAAUAAAUAAAAUUUAGAUUAAUUUGCUGUUAUAUUUUUAUAUAAGCUAUGUUUAUGACAGACUUUCCUAUAAUAUUCUUAUCAUAAUGUUCUUGCACUUGAAAGAAUGUGCAUUCUGCAGUUGUGUGCAGGUGUUAUGUGUAUUUCAACUGGGUCAAGUUUGUUAAUCAGGUUGGUCAAAUUAUCUACAUCUUUACUGAUAUUUUUGUCUGUUUUUCUAUAAAUUACUGAGAGAGGAUAAAGCCUGCCACUGUUAUUAUGAAUUUGUUUAUUUCUCCUUUGAGUUUUGUUAGUUUUUGUUUUAUGCAUUUAGAGGUUGUGUUAUUAGGCUCAUACCCAUUUAAAAUUGACGUUUUCUGGUAGAGUGAACCUUUAUUAUGUGAAAUGGCUUUCUCUACCACUCACAAUGGUAUUUUUUUCACUUUCCCCCUUAUUUUUGAAUUUUCAAUGUUCUUAUAAUGAUGUCAUGUCUCUUGAAUAGAGUUGUUUUAAUCAAGUCUGUCAAAUUUUGUCUUUUGUGUAUUUCGUGAAUUUACAUUUAUUGUAAUUACUGAUAUAGUUGUGUUCAUAAAUACCAUCUUACUACUUGUUUCCAUUUGUCUUACCCAUUUUUGUUUUUAUUUUUUCUUUUCUGUUGCUUUCUUUCUGAUUAUUUUUUUAAUUCCGUUUCCCCCCCUACCAUUGGUUCUACUUACACAUUCUUUUAUAAUUUCUUUAGUGGUUUCCUCCACAGAUUACAACUUCUGUACAUUAUUAUAAUCUAAUACAAAUUUUACUUUUUAUUGUUUCCCAGACAAUGCUAUGAUCUCACAAUACUCAAUCUCUAUUUACCUCCAUUCUACUCUUGCAUGUAUAUUAUUAUUACUCAUUUUAAUUUCACAUAUAUUUUACACCUAACGAGACAUUAUUAUUAUUGCUAUGUGCAGUCAAUAUUCAUUUGUAUUCACCCACAUAUUCACUCUGUUUUUUUUUAUUAUUUCCUGCAUUUCUGUGAUUCUAUCAUAGAUCAGUUUUCUUCUACCUGAAGAAUUCCCUUUAGUAUUUUUUGUGUAUGCACAUCUGCUGGCAGCAAAUUUUCUCAGGUUUUUUUGUGUUUUUUUGUUUGCUUGUUUUUGAGACAGGGUCUCACUCUGUCGCCCAGGCUGGAGUGCAGUGGCAUGAUCAUGGUUCACUGUAGCCUCAACCUCCUAGGUUCAAGCAGUCCUCCCACCUCAGCCUCCCGAGUAGCGGGACUACAGGCAGGCACCACCAUACCUGGCUAAUUCUUUUGUAUUUUUUGUAGAGAAGGGAUUUCACCAUGUUGCUCAGGCUGGUCUCAAACUCCAGAGCUCAAACAGUCUGCCUGCUUUGACCUCCCAAAGGACUGGGAUUACAGGCCACCUCACCCAGCCUUUCUCAGUUUUUGAAUAGAAACAUCUAUUUCAAAUUCAUUUUUAAGUAUAUUUUGUGAAUAUAGGAUUACAGGUUGACACUUUUUUCUUUGAGGAACUUCAGAAUGGCACUCCAUUAUCUUCUCACUUCCAUCAUUUCUGUUGACAAGUGAUUUUCAGUGCUAUUGUUUCUCCUUUGAGAGUAAUGUGUCAGUAACAUGCACUGGCUCACGCCCGUCAUCCCAGCACCCUUGAGCCCAGGAGUUCAAAACCAGCCCAGGCAACAGAGCAAGAUCCCCCCCCUCUACAAAAGAAAAUGACAGGAGGGAGGCAGGAAGGAGGAGAGAGGGAGGGAGGGGAAAAGAAAAAAGAAAAGAAGAAAUGUGUCCCUCCUACCUGCCUCUAGCUGCUUUUACUGUUUUUUCCUUGUCUUUCAUUUGCAGCAGUUUAAGUAUAGUGUGCCUGGGUUGGGUGCGGUGGCUCACGCCUAUAAUCCCAGCAGUUUGGGAGGCCAAGGCCAGUGGAUCACCUGAGGUCAGAAGUUUGAGACCAACCUGGCCAACAUGGUGAAACCCCGUCUCCACUAAAAAAUCCAAAAAUUAGCCAGGCAUGGUGGCGCGUGCCUGUAAUCCCAGCUAUUCGGGAGACUGAGGCAGGAGAAUCGCUUGACCUUGGGGAGGCGGAGGUUGCAGUGAGCUGAGAUCGCGCGCCACCGUACUCCAGCCUGGGUGACAAAGAAAAACUCCGUCUCAAAAAAUAAUAAUAAAAAAAAAGUAUAGUGUGCCUGGAUGCAGUUUUGUUUUUAUUUAUCCUGCUUGGGGAUCAUAAAGCUUUAUCAGUUUUGGAAAGUUCUCAGGCUAUAUUUAUUUAACUGUUCCUUCUGCCCCAUCUUCCUCCCUUCUAAGACUCCAGUUACAUAUGUGUUAGGCCUGUUCACCACCUCCCACAAGUAUCUUAUGUUCUUUGCUGUAUUUUCCAUACUCUUUGUCUCUGUUCUUCAGCUUAGAGUUUUUAUUCUGUCCUAUAUUACAGUUCAAAGAAUGUUCCUUCUGCUAAAUCUAAUUGUAGUUAACCCAUAUGCUAAGUAGUUAAUUUCAAUUAUUGUAUUUUUAAGUUUUAAAUUUCCAUUUCAUUCUUUCUUAUAGAUUCCAGUUCUUUGAUGAAAGUCUCUAUUCCACCCAUCAAGUCUGUGUCUGAUAACACCAAUAUCUGGGUCAUUAGUGGCUCCGUUUUGUUGUGUCUGUUUUCCCCUCCUUCCUGUUUUGUGGUGUGUUUGAUCACUUAUUGUUGAAUGCUAACCAUUAUAAUAAAUUUUAGUGGCUCCAGGAAA
Messenger RNA from Homo sapiens (human), 5760 nucleotides. RefSeq names its product synaptotagmin 15 (gene SYT15). The record is from RefSeq and is a predicted model, not a curated record. Bases 42 to 1235 code for a protein of 397 amino acids. Gene Ontology annotation, cellular component: plasma membrane. Lineage: Eukaryota; Metazoa; Chordata; Mammalia; Primates; Hominidae. The transcript has 8 exons.